Messenger RNA from Dovyalis caffra, 900 nucleotides. The record is from the annotation of a GenBank genome assembly. Lineage: Eukaryota; Viridiplantae; Streptophyta; Magnoliopsida; Malpighiales; Salicaceae.
AUGGCUCGUAUCACAGUUUUGUGGGUCUCAUCGAUCUUGUUCCUGCUAUCCUGCGUUGCAGCAGGAUCAAGUUUCGAUGAAUCCAACCCAAUCAGACUUGUAUCUGACCGUCUCCAUGACUUCGAAUCUUCUGUUGUUAAAGUCUUAGGCCAAACUCGUCGGGCUCUCUCCUUUGCUCGUUUUGCUCACAGGCAUGGAAAGAGAUACGAGACAGAGGAGGAGAUGAAGUUACGGUUUGCUAUAUUCUCGGAGAGUUUGGAUUUGAUUAGAUCCACUAAUAAAAAGGGCUUGCCUUAUACUCUUGGUCUUAAUCAAUUUGCUGAUUGGACAUGGCAAGAAUUCCAGAAGUACAGACUGGGAGCUGCCCAAAAUUGCUCUGCAACCACAAAGGGCAAUCACAUGCUUACCGACGCUGUCCUUCCCGAUACGAAAGACUGGAGGAAAGAAGGUAUAGUCAGUCCCGUUAAGAAUCAAGGUUCCUGUGGUUCUUGCUGGACUUUCAGCACCACUGGAGCUCUUGAGGCUGCUUACCAUCAGGCUUUUGGAAAAGAAAUCUCUCUGUCUGAACAGCAGCUUGUGGACUGUGCCAGAGCAUUUAAUAACUUUGGUUGCAGUGGUGGAUUGCCAUCCCAAGCCUUUGAAUACAUUAAAUUCAAUGGUGGCCUUGACACUGAGGAAGCGUACCCUUACACUGGAAAAGAUGGUACUUGCAAAUUCUCAUCAGAAAAUAUUGGUGUCCGAGUUGUCGAUUCUGUCAACAUUACCCUGGGUGCUGAAGAUGAAUUGAAGCAUGCAGUUGCAUUUGUUCGUCCAGUGAGUGUGGCAUUCGAGGUAGUAAAAGGGUUCCGUCUGUACAAGAAAGGAGUUUACACCACCGACACUUGUGGCAGUACUCCCAUG